Rhipicephalus sanguineus (brown dog tick) is the source of this 1015-nucleotide messenger RNA. Its product is annotated as trypsin 5G1-like. The coding region runs from base 1 to 993 and encodes 330 amino acids. Lineage: Eukaryota; Metazoa; Arthropoda; Arachnida; Ixodida; Ixodidae. The transcript is spliced from 10 exons. Gene Ontology annotation, molecular function: serine-type endopeptidase activity. Gene Ontology annotation, biological process: proteolysis. The record is from RefSeq and is a predicted model, not a curated record.
AUGUUUGGUAAAGACAGGUUCCCGAUUAAAGAAGUUCACAUCUACUACAAUUCGACAAAAAGGAGAGAUGGUCCUAUCAACUAUGGGGAACGCCUCUUCGUGCAUCCGCGCUUCAACAUGAAGACGGCUAUCAAAUUUGACAUAGCACUUUUGAAGAUAUCCCAUGGCGAAGAUGACCUGGAUGCCCACAUAAAUAGCAGAGGUUGUGGUGUGUCUGAACCUACAGGAAGGGUUUACAACGGCGAUACGAUAGAGAAGCCACAGAUUCCAUGGAUCGUACAAAUUGUAGGCGUUCGAGGCGAUGGUAAGGCAAAUUUAUGCGCAGGUAGCAUAAUAUCUCACAACGUUAUAUUAACGGCGGCCCACUGCGUUGAAACUGAACCUCCAGCACAACAGAUUUUGAUCUUUUACAACACAACCAGACCGAAUCAAGGACCUGUGACUAUUGUUGAACGCUUCACGAAGCAUCAUCGCUUCAACAAGCAAUACGCUGCCAAGUACGACGUAGCGCUCCUUAAGGUAGGAGAGCGAAUUAGCUUUGACAGGUUUGUGCGACCCAUAUGUCUUCCGAAAAGACGGAUCCCAUUGAAUGGCAGAUGGCUAAUGGCUGGCGGCUGGGGAGCCAAGAAUGAUCGCAAACCUCCUGAAUUUCCAGAGACGCUUCUCUACACUACAUUUCGAGCAAUGUCGCGCGAAGAGUGCCACUCACUAUUAAGUAAAGCGGAGGGUGAAGAUGGCAGUGGUGGUUUUGAUGCAAAGUUCAAUCUGUGCUCUUCAACAAUAAAAGGAAACCUGUGUGGAGGCGACUCCGGUGCACCGGUGACAAUGAGACAAAGCUAUGGGAGGUCUGUGCAAGUUGGCGUGCACAGCCUCGGAACGUCAUGCAGUGAGCACGGGAAGUACACAUUUGCAGUUCGUGUGGCUGAAUUCUUGCCAUGGAUCAAGAAAUCACUACGGAAUCCGGAAAGCUGGGAGACCGCACCUUCUCCAUAGACCUGGUUACUUCCGAUCUCCG